Theileria parva strain Muguga is the source of this 622-nucleotide messenger RNA. RefSeq lists its product as uncharacterized. The coding region runs from base 228 to 383 and encodes 51 amino acids. The transcript has 2 exons. The record is from RefSeq and is a predicted model, not a curated record. NCBI's taxonomy places the organism in Eukaryota, Apicomplexa, Aconoidasida, Piroplasmida, Theileriidae.
UGUACUAAUUUAAACUUUUCUUUUUAUUAUACAGCAGUUUUCUUUUUAUUUUAAUUUAUAUUGUUAGAAUUUUCAACACACUAUGAUGUUUAGUACAUUUAAUGUAAUUUUGGUAGUAACAUAAAAUAGUACUAAUGAAUGUUGGAUUCUACACAUUUUGAUUUUUUAAAGGUAAUUUUGAUCUCAAAAAACUCAAUAUAUCUAUAAAAAAUAUAAUUUUUUGUGGAAUGUACAUAGAAGUCACUGGACUCAGAGGAAUCCUGUCAUUUUUGUUUCUAAGGCCAAGAAAGCUAUCACUAAGACAAGAUCGCAGAUGUAGCAAGAAGGAAUACAGAAUUAAAAGGCAUAAAUAUGGGUAUAAUUACAAGUGGUUAGGGAGUUAGUAAGUCCAUUUCCUUUUUUUAACGCUCUGAAUUCUAUAAAACGAAUUUCUUGGGACGGACACAUUAAUGUCCCUGGCACUCUCCUCUUCAGUCCUAUAAGGUGUUUUAGGAUCCAUGUUAUUCUCCAGUUGUAGUAUUCUUUCGUUUAGUUCUGGAUAGUGCAAAGAUAACAUUUCGAUGGCCUCCUUCAAUUUCUAAUAAAUUGUAUUAAACAUAUAAUUGGUGGUAUUAGUAUAUAA